This is a messenger RNA of Neodiprion virginianus, 2165 nucleotides long. RefSeq lists its product as uncharacterized. The transcript has 2 exons. The record is from RefSeq and is a predicted model, not a curated record. Gene Ontology annotation, biological process: axon guidance. Lineage: Eukaryota; Metazoa; Arthropoda; Insecta; Hymenoptera; Diprionidae. Bases 520 to 1239 code for a protein of 239 amino acids.
AUCACGUUUAAAAAUUGAAAUCAUUAGUGCAAACCGGCGCGCAAAGUUAAUAAUACUAAGGACAAUGACAACGAUAAUAACAACAACAACAACAACAACAACAAAGUAUUAAAAGUAAAACGCAGAGGCGAUCCGAUCGGGAUCCGUCAUAGCUUGAAAAUAAACCCAGGGAAAGACGACGACGACGACGUCGGUUUGUCAACUGUCAUAACGAAGGUGCGCACUUAUGUGUAGGCGUGUGUAUACGUUGUAUGAAUAAGCUGCGUUGAACCCCUGAUCCCGCAAUGAUCACAGUGUCACCGAACACUUGAACGAGCAACAAUUAUCCGGGUAUAAUAAUGCAAAGAUUGAGUAAAGGUGAACAUACCGACGUAGCGUAAUUUUCGGGUAUUAAAUUGAAACAAAACAUCUGGAAGCUGUGGAAAGCCGAGCUUUUCGAAAGCGCUAACCGACUUUGAUCCUGACCGUGAAAAUCAGCGAGACUACGGAGAUCGAGAUAUCGUUCGGACGCAAGUGAUAAUGUCCGUUCACGGUGGGACCAACGUUACUCGGUUCGCAAUGGAGAACGCAGAUCGUCGCUCUUCGGCCCAGGACGCGUUCGAUGAAAACCUGACCUUGGUUCAGGUCGUGUCGGAAGUCGUCCAGGAGCUCGAGAGCCAGAGGGAAAUGAGCGAGACCGAAUACGAGCAGUUUCUUGCCGAUGUAUGGAUCGGCGUUGUCCUCACCCUGAUGGUCCUCAGCUGCGUCUGCUGCAUGUGUUCCUGUCUGCUCUACCACAAGUUUCAGCAGUGGAAACGACACGUGCUGGAGCAAAGAGCUGCGGCAUCGAGAGACCCGGACUGCCGAGGAGGAGACACGGAGAGUCUUCCUUCGUACACCCUAGUAUCCGGUCUUCCGAGCUAUGAGGAGGCUCUGCAGCAGCUUAAACAGGUUCAGGCCAUGCGACGAGGGCUCGACUACGUGGUCGUCGAUUGCGAAAAGCAGGUGGAAGCUCAGACACCGUCGCCAAUCGGGUCGGCGUCUUUGAACCAUACGAACUGCGCACAGACUAAUCAGAUGUCGAGGCUGUCAGUGGCGGAGUUGCUGCAGUUUUAUAAAAUCCAGCAGCAGCAACAGCAACAGCAACAGCAACAGCAACAGCCGCAGCAAGAGCCACAGCAACAGCCACAGCAACAGCUGCCCCCGUAUCAGCAGCAGAUUGAAGUUGACGUUCAGCCGCAGGUAAUAGCCAAGAUCUGACAAGUGAUGGUAGUAAAAACGGCAUAAAUAUUUGAUGUAACAACAGAACCAGCUUUUCUAUAUUUGAUAAGUAUGAAACGUUCAGUUGUGGCAACAUUGAUGUAAUAUUUGGGAGAGCUGGAUAUGAGUCGGCCGAUUUGGUAUAAAUAUUAAGGACUCGAUUGUGAUAGACGUUGAAGCGACAAAAAUUUACGUAAAUGAUAGUGGAAUUGUAAAUUAACAGUCGUUACUCACGCGCAAAUGUAAGAUAAUCAACUAACGCGACAGAAAUGUCAAUUACGAAUCGAUUAAACUGUAUUAUUAUCAUCAUUCGGGAAGAAAAUUGUCCAAAAAACUUGCACAUACGUUGGAUUGUAUUUUUUAUAAACGAUAUAUCUCUACGCGUAUCGAUUUUGGACUUUUUCAUCACCGAAAUACGAGUCACGUCGUAUAAUUAAUAGCAAAUUACGUGAAUAAUCUUUCCCGAGCAAUUACAAUUAUCGUAUAAGAUUAUGCUCGAGAAAUUCAUGCUGAACAUUAAUCCAAGCUCUGGCAAUUUCUCGUAAAAAACAAAACUCGCUUCUAUACUCUGUCUGGAGAAUUUUUCUAGUUUCACACUCCGAUUGUUUCUUACAAAUUAAGUGUACCACCUAUAACCAUAUCUGAUAUCAUAAAGCAACACGCAAUACACAUUACGUCUUCGGCGUACGACUGACGAUAAUAUUGAAUUCUCGUUUCGCACUACCUCAAUCAUUGCUCUACAUAGUUCAGGAAAAACCGCUGUAGGCACAUUCAUGUUCCGUUCGGAUGUUCGUUAUCUUUCUUUUUUUAUUGACUAAUUUUGGUAGGAAUUACUCAGCUUGCCUUAUAUUUAAACAUUCAUCAUCAUAAUAUGUGUACACGGAAAAUGCGGAGCUUUCAUCGAAUACAAGAAAAGAGAAAGAGAG